ACGCGCACUACUGUCGCGAUUGCAAGGGAUGGUGGAGAUGCACGAGACACUGGCGCUACUAGAAGAUCCCGCCAAUUUCAAUGAAAGCGCUCAGCCAAUCAAAACUCUCGUGGGUUUGUGGCAGAAACGUUUGCCGAGCUCUGCCGAUCACAGCGCAGCUGUCUGGGACGAUCUGGUCGACAGUCGCCUGACAUACAUGAACGACGUUGUGGCGCGCUACCAGGAAGAGGCGAGUGGACAAUUAACCAGGAAUGCCGACCAGAUCACGCUUUCCGAGGACGCGUUCUACGAUCUACAAUCGUACCAAGCAGAGGCACACGUACAGAGUCUUAUCGAUACAGCGCACGCAGCCGCCGCCCAGAACAACAGUGCCGUGUGCUUUAAGUACAUUUACCUGUCUCAAACAAACAUCAAAGAGGACCAGGACUUAGCCCAGGACUCGCGUGUCCUAAAUCCAGCUCAGGUGGAGCGAUUGGAGUUCAAUCUGUACCACGUGGCCAUGACGUCGGCCCUGUCCCGUUUGCAGACAAGAGGACUACCCACACAGCUGUUCAACAUUCUGCCCCAGCACUACCACCGCAGGCAAAAAGUGUAUGUGGCACCUAGAUGGUCUAUACCAGUGCGAACAAAUGUGUCUACAUGUAUUAUGUAG
Molecule: messenger RNA, 652 nt
Organism: Sphaeroforma arctica JP610
Lineage: Eukaryota; Ichthyosporea; Ichthyophonida
Exons: 4
Molecular function (GO): protein binding
Source: RefSeq, a predicted model, not a curated record